Batrachochytrium dendrobatidis JAM81 is the source of this 1575-nucleotide messenger RNA. RefSeq lists its product as uncharacterized. The transcript is spliced from 5 exons. The coding region runs from base 1 to 1575 and encodes 524 amino acids. NCBI's taxonomy places the organism in Eukaryota, Fungi, Chytridiomycota, Chytridiomycetes, Rhizophydiales. The record is from RefSeq and is a predicted model, not a curated record.
AUGCAUACUCCAACAGCAAGUGCAAGUAAGCAAGCCAGUUUAGAUGAAACUUCUACUUUCAUAAAUAUGGACGCUGUAGCAAGUGCUCAUGAUACUGUGGAUACCCAAUGUCGCGAUGAGCAAUGGCCAGCUACAAAAGCGAUUCAACCUAUAUCUGAAGUAGUGUCAAUGCCCACCAAUGAAAAUAUAGAAUCGUCUUUUGUAAAUAUGGCUCCUGUGUCACCUCAAGCUUACCUCUGCCAACCAAGUUGUACUUCAUCAACUUUGGAUGUAAUACUGAUUUCGCCUGUUUGUGCUGAUACGGUGCGUACACAUGACACAGUUUCUUUGGAGCCGAAUGCAAACGAGAUUCAAUCGGUAGAUAUCGACCCACCAUCGUAUUCGCCAUCAAACGAAGAUCCCCCGCCGUAUCCUACCAAAAACAACAGCAACUCUAAAAGUCAUGCUCUGGCUGUUUUGAAACGGCUCUCGUUGGUGCUCAUCGCAGUAGAUUUAAUAUUUGCAUUUGCAUUGGCAGCUAUAUCUGGCGUCAUGAUACUCUACUCGGGCACAAACUCGACCUUUGUGAUUGUCAUUCCAGUCAUGUAUGCUAUUUUUGCUUGCUUUGGUCGAGCAGGACUUAUCUACAAAAAUGGGUUGGCAAGCUUGUUCUAUAUCACAACGCUUAUACUAAGAUGGCUAUGUGAUACUCUCGUAUUGAUGUACAUGACAAUGUCAUUCAAUGGGGAUCCCUUUUUCAUGUCAGUGUUUGGAUUUGUGCUGACAUUUCCGAUAUCAGGAGUGCGAGGAAUUCAAACCAUGCUCAUGCCCUGUUUCGAUCAGUACCAUUUUAACCUGACAUCAGGCGAAUGUGCUGAUUUUAUAUUUUGGGAUGAAAAACCAUUAAAUUUUGGAUACAUUUUGAUUGCCAUGUUAUUUCCACACUUUUUGACCAUUGUUGUGCACGCAUUGAAUUUGUAUAUGAUGGAAAAAGAAAAGCGUAAUUUACAACUACAGCAGCGACUAGAUUCGGCUGAGCGUGCAGUUAUUGCAACGGCAUCACUUUAUGCGUUGCGCCUUAGUCAGAAUUCAGAGACGAUCACUCAGCCAAGACCUAAUAAUCAAUUUCAACCCCCACAACAGUUGAACAUGCAUCGUUGUGAUAGAAAUACACCCCAAGUAUAUAUUAGUCCACGCCAAUCAUCGCGAUCGUAUGCGUUUUCUACACAUGUGCCUAUUAGAGAUCAUCCCCAUGUAUCACGAGGGCAGGGAUUGAUACCACCACGAACAGCUUCACUUGCAGCAUCUCACUCGACACGAUCAUCUAUACCACAGCCGCUGGUAGUAUUGAAUAACAACAACACACCGACUAUUGACAUGCAUGAAAGGAACCGUACAACAUACUCUAUGCCAACAAGAAUAGUCUUUCCAAGAGGCACGCUAUUAGGGGAACUUGAUGCACGACAGCAGCAUACCACCCCAAAAUUAUUUCAUGAAAUGAUCAUUUUCAUCACAUUUACUGGCCUGUAUUGUCAUUCAGACUCUGACAAAGUCAUGCAUUUAUUGAUUCAAUAUGACCUGUUAACCAUUCAAUAG